AUGAAUGACGAAACCUACGAGGUCCCUAUCAUGUUGAGCCCGGACAUCCAUCUCACAUACGAGGAUAUCGCCAAGCUCAAUCCCUUUUACGAGGAAUACAGAGCUUUCUGGAAUGCCUCUUCGGACACGACAGCAACCACCCUCUCCUCCAUGGAUGCUUCGUCGAGAUCCUCUUCUCAGCACUCAGUGCGUGCCGAAAUUGACACACUUUCGUCUCCGGUUGAUGUAUCGUCGUCUCCUUCGCUGCACUAUCCCGAACCUUACACCGGACUCAACUUCCCCAGGAAGCUCGAUGUCCCUCUGUAUGAAGGAAAGCAGCAUCGACCAUCUGUCCGGAUCUAUGACGAGGAUCUCGCUGCGAGCCAGCACGCCAGUUUUGUACCUGACGGUCUUGUUCACACCUUGCAAUCUAUCAAUGAAGCAACGGAAAUGAGUGACUAUGACUCCAUGGAUGUCCAUCGGAUCGGUGCACCCCUCCAGCGUGUGAGGUCUUCGCACAAGAAACUUUUUGGGACGAAUGGCUGGCUGGGGAAUACUUCCGAAUUGCGAGAUGUCCCUCUUAGAAGACAGAAAUCUGGCAUUUUCAGAGAUCUGGGGAAGAAAAUCAAGCACCAUGUGGGAGAGAUUGCUGAAGAUAUGGCAAAGGCAUAUCCGAAGCCAUUCGCUGUCGGAUCACGCCGGUCAAGAAUCGUGCCUGAGCCCACAAUCCCCAUCUCCUUGGAUCCUCCAGCCCAAGCCAGAUUGUAUUCCGAGAUGGAAGUUAUGAUCUGCCAGACCGCCAACAGAUUCCUCAUCCAACAGUAUGCCGAGGGACGUGUCUCGGGGGAAUCCAUUAGGAAAGUCACCAGCUUCUGGGGCUCCAAGAACAGACCCCAAGUCGUCGAGUUUCAAUUCGAUCAGGCAACUCAGCGUCGUCUGAUUUUGUCAAACGUUCGAGCCCUGCAAUUCAAUGGAGAAUGCUCGACUAACCCUAUCCUUCUACAUUCCAAUCUUCACAACUGGAAAGCAGUGGUCAAGGAAAUGAGUAUUCGCACCUUCUGUGCCCCUGAUAGUGCCAUUCGCAAGCAUAUGCACGAUAUUCAUAAGCUCCUUGAUAUGCUGAAUGCUCAAGACUCCACAUUCAUAUCUUUCGAAAGGCUUCAGAUGCAGGUAUUGGCUCUAAUGAGCGAGCGUAGGCAGACUAGCUACCAGCUCGAGCGAAGCAACAGCACCUUUUCAAGGUCGAGCGGCAGACCCACAGAAAACAGCUGGAUAGUGCACUAA
Molecule: messenger RNA, 1263 nt
Organism: Aspergillus clavatus NRRL 1
Lineage: Eukaryota; Fungi; Ascomycota; Eurotiomycetes; Eurotiales; Aspergillaceae
Exons: 3
Coding region: 1-1263 (420 amino acids)
Source: RefSeq, a predicted model, not a curated record